Talaromyces atroroseus is the source of this 321-nucleotide messenger RNA. RefSeq lists its product as hypothetical. The record is from RefSeq and is a predicted model, not a curated record. The transcript has a single exon. NCBI's taxonomy places the organism in Eukaryota, Fungi, Ascomycota, Eurotiomycetes, Eurotiales, Trichocomaceae. Bases 1 to 321 code for a protein of 106 amino acids.
AUGACGAUCCCCGUCCAAACCAUAACCUCCUUCCGAACCGCCUUCUCUCCUUUCUCCCCGCUCGGACGACCAUGCAGAAUCCUUCUUAAUCUGCUGCAAAACCCUUCCACUGCGCCUGCCAGCAGUCCCACACAUAUCGAUAUAAAAGUUUCACAUCUGCCGCGGAAUUCUACGCAAUUGCCGGAGAUGACGAUUGGUUUCAAAGGUGGGAAGGAGAUCAAGUUGGAGGUUGGCAAGCGGAAGAUGAAGAUUGGUGAUGUGCUGGAUGAGAUUGCGCGAGUUGGACGGGUCGUUGAGCGAGAGCAGAGUCUGAAGGCGUGA